Molecule: messenger RNA, 2928 nt
Organism: Magnolia sinica
Lineage: Eukaryota; Viridiplantae; Streptophyta; Magnoliopsida; Magnoliales; Magnoliaceae
Product: probable methyltransferase PMT28
Exons: 8
Coding region: 442-2658 (738 amino acids)
Cellular component (GO): trans-Golgi network; endosome; cytoplasm
Molecular function (GO): methyltransferase activity
Source: RefSeq, a predicted model, not a curated record
GUUAGUGUUCUAUUCCACAGGUCAUUGCCACUGCGUACAUCCUCUAUCUCUCUCAUUCCUCCUUUUCGUCUUUGCGAUCUUUACACUUCUCCAUUUCAACCCUUCUCUUUUCUUUAUAAUGAGUAGGUAUCUAUAUUUACUAAUACUACGCAUUUGCAUGUGACUCUCUCUCUCUAGAAAUUCCCUGGUUUUAAAUAGGAAUCCUUUUGGUGCUCUUUCUUGAAAUGCCCCACCUUUUUUUCUGUCUCCGUUUGAAUUCAGCAACAAUGGCAGCAGCUUACAGUCAGCUCUUUCAUUCAUUGUCUAUCCCUACAUCUUAUCAUUCUCUCCCUCUACGGAUUUCUCGUUUUUCUUAAAGCUCAAGGACUGCUUUCUUCUGCUUUUCCUUUUUUUUUUUUUUUUCCUUCUUCUUUUAACUAUAUUUUACUGCAGCUGUUAGCUAUGGCUACAGUUAGAUUCGGUCGCCAGGGGAAACGUCCAUAUGGGUUCUGCGCCAAGGUGACUUUGGCCGUCUUUCUUGGUCUUUGUUUCAUCGUCACCUGGUCCGUCUUUUCGUCUCCGUCUUCAUCGGUUUCCUCUCAGAGGAGUAGCUUUAGCGACAUUUCAAUCACCGUUUCUGGAGAUCCCAAGGGAAUGGAUUCUGGAGUUGUUAUUGGCUCUGUCUUUCGGCCGAAGGGCACACCGGGUGAAGGAAAUAAAUCAAUAGAAGAAAAGAAGAAGGGGGAUCCUGAUGUGGGCGGUGAGGAUAUGAAAGGCAUUGGUGAUGGAGGACUGCAAACAAAAGAGGGAGGCAGGAUCGAUUCUGUUGCCCAUGAAAAUGGCCGAGAGAAGGUUAAUGAAGAUGUAGUGGAUCCGAAGAAAGAGGUAAAGCAUCUGAAACGAGGGGGGUUGGUAGCUCAGAAUGUAACUGAGGUCAAGGAUCUCGACAAGGAAACUGAGGGAGAAGGUGGGGGAGAAGAAGGAGAAGAAGAAGAUGAUGAUCAAGAUAUAGAAAUUGAUGGAGAUGUGGAAGGAGAUGCCGAUCCGAAUGCUUUGGCGGAUGAGGAACGUACAGAGAAGAUGCAAGAUGAGAUUGUCAGCUCGAAAAGAACAGGGAAGAAGAAAAAGAUUGUGGGGCCUCUGUUCGAUUCAAGAGCUCAUUACACAUGGAAAUUGUGUAGCGUGAGAAGCAAACACAAUUAUAUUCCUUGUAUUGAUGUUGAAGGCAACAUUGGGAGGCCGCAAAGCUAUCGACAUCGGGAGAGGAGCUGUCCUAAGACACCUCCAAUGUGCCUGGUUUCACUCCCCGAGGGAUAUGGGACUCCUGUACCUUGGCCUGAUAGCAAAUCCAAGAUAUUGUAUAGGAAUGUUGCUCACCCAAAGCUUGCGGCUUUCAUCAAAACACAGAGUUGGUUGAAUCUGUCUGGAGACCAUCUCAUCUUCCCCCAAAAUCAAUCUGAAUUCAAGGGAGGUGCUUUGCACUACAUUGACUCCAUUGAAGAGAUGGUACCAGACAUUGAAUGGGGGAAGAAUAUUCGCCUAGUAUUGGAUAUUGGAUGCACAGAUUCAGGUUUUGGUGCUGCUCUCCUCGACAAGGAGGUGUUGACUCUGUCUUUGGGAUUGAAGGAUGAUCAAGCGGAUUUAGCCCAGGUUGCCCUUGAACGUGGUUUUCCAGCAGUAAUUGGCAAUUUGGCCACAAGACGGCUUCCUUUCCCCGGUGGUGUUUUUGAUGCUAUUCACUGUGGAGAAUGCAAGAUGCCUUGGCAUUCUAAUGGUGGGAAGCUUCUUCUAGAGAUGAAUAGGAUUUUGCGGCCGGGAGGAUACUUUAUUCUAUCGACCAAACAUGAAAAUAUUGAAGCCGAAGAAGCUAUGUCCACACUGACAGCAUCUAUCUGUUGGAACAUCCUGGCACAUAGAACUGAUGAAAUCAGCGAAGCGGGUGUUAAGAUCUAUCAAAAGCCAGCAUCAAAUGAUAUAUAUGAGCUGCGAAGGAAGAAGAACCCUGCUUUGUGCAAGGAAGAUGAAAACCCUGAUGCAGCCUGGUAUGCUCCAAUAAAAACUUGCCUACAUAAAAUUCCUGCUGCCAUUGAAGAACGUGGAACUGAGUGGCCUGAGGAAUGGCCCCGGAGGCUUGAGACUUUUCCUGAUUGGUUGAGCAAUCGAGAAAAUUUGGUUGCAGAAGCUGAGCACUGGAAGUCUAUUGUUAACAAGUCCUAUCUCAAUGGGAUGGGUGUUGAUUGGUCAAGCGUCCGAAAUGUUCUGGAUAUGAAAGCCAUCCAUGGAGGAUUUGCCGCAGCUUUAGCACCACUGAAGGUUUGGGUCAUGAAUGUAGUCCCGGUCCAUGCUCCGGACACGCUUCCUAUUAUUUAUGAGCGUGGGCUUCUCGGCAUUUACCAUGAUUGGUGUGAGUCUUUCAGCAGUUAUCCGAGGUCCUAUGACCUUUUGCAUGCCGAUCAUUUGUUCUCUCGGCUUAAGAACAGGUGUAAGCAGCCGGUGGGGAUUGUAGUUGAGAUGGACCGAAUACUAAGGCCUGGAGGUUGGGCAAUUAUCCGUGAUAAGGUGGAGAUAUUAGAUCCACUUGAGAUGAUCUUGAGAUUGCUGCAUUGGGAAAUCCGAAUGACAUUUGCCAAGGAUAAGGAGGGUAUCAUAUGUGCACAAAAGACCAUGUGGCGGCCAUAAAACUAUUUAGAUUAAACAGAAUCUGUUUGUUCGAUCAUCCGUUCUUCCAUUUCAAGGUAAAAGAAUCAGAGCUAACUGCUAAGAGCUUUCUGUAUUGUUCCUAUUUUUUCAUUGAUGCCAAGGUAAGUUUUUUGCUUCCUUAUUAUGAGAGCACCAAGUUGGUUUCAUUGCUUCUCGAAAUGUAUGCUUGUCAGUUGUUAGCGAUAAUUUUAUGUUUACUUUUCCACAUUGAUGUGCGAAAGAGUUCUAAUUUUUCUUUCGUUUCAUUUA